CUUGGCGCCUGCUCCUCUGACGCAGCCAACUUCGCGCAUUCAUCGUACACUCUUGCGAUAGCACGCGCAGUUUUCCCACCAUUCAUUAAAAAAAAAUCGCAUUACGAAUUCGAGGGCGGAAGAAAGAAUCACGCCACAUUGUCCAGUGCAAAAAUUGUGGAAAAACUGAAUCCUACUUGAGAGACAGACACCGGCAUUGCAAUUAUGUCCAAAACAGAAACCGCCGCCGUGGAGGCAACGGAGGAGAACUCGAAUGAGACAACUUCGGAUGCGGCCACCAGUUCAUCCGGCGAAAAGGAGGCCGAGUUCGACAACAAAAUCGAGGCGGAUCGCAGCAGGCGCUUCGAUUUCCUGCUAAAGCAAACGGAGAUCUUCACCCAUUUCAUGACCAACAGCGCUAAGAGUCCCACAAAGCCCAAGGGCAGGCCCAAAAAGAUUAAGGACAAGGAAAAGGAUGUGGCCGACCAUCGGCACCGCAAAACGGAGCAGGAGGAGGAUGAGGAGCUCCUCGCGGAGGACUCGGCCACCAAAGAGAUCUUCCGCUUUGAUGCCUCACCCGCCUACAUUAAAGGGGGUGAGAUGCGUGACUAUCAGGUCCGCGGUCUCAACUGGAUGAUUUCGCUGUACGAGAAUGGCAUUAACGGAAUUUUGGCCGAUGAAAUGGGUCUGGGCAAGACCCUUCAGACUAUUUCCCUCCUAGGCUACCUCAAGCAUUUCAAAAACCAAGCUGGCCCCCACAUCGUCAUCGUGCCCAAGUCUACGCUGCAGAAUUGGGUGAAUGAGUUCAAGAAAUGGUGUCCCUCGCUAAGAGCCGUCUGCCUGAUUGGCGACCAGGACACGCGCAACACCUUCAUUCGGGAUGUGCUCAUGCCGGGAGAGUGGGAUGUUUGCGUCACCUCCUACGAAAUGUGUAUCCGCGAAAAGUCUGUUUUCAAGAAGUUCAACUGGCGAUAUCUGGUCAUCGACGAGGCCCAUCGUAUUAAGAACGAGAAAUCAAAGCUGUCGGAGAUCCUUCGUGAGUUCAAGACCGCCAACCGCCUGCUUAUCACGGGUACUCCGCUGCAGAAUAAUCUCCACGAGCUGUGGGCUCUUCUCAAUUUCCUGCUGCCCGAUGUUUUCAACUCGUCGGAGGACUUUGACGAGUGGUUCAACACAAACACUUGCCUGGGUGACGAUGCGCUGAUCACGCGUUUGCACGCCGUUCUGAAGCCUUUCCUGCUGCGUCGACUCAAGGCUGAAGUGGAAAAGCGCCUGAAGCCCAAGAAGGAAAUGAAGAUAUUUGUUGGUCUGUCCAAGAUGCAACGCGACUGGUACACGAAGGUGCUGCUCAAAGACAUAGAUGUUGUGAAUGGCGCCGGCAAGGUGGAGAAGAUGCGCCUGCAGAACAUCCUUAUGCAGCUGCGCAAGUGCACCAACCACCCGUAUCUGUUCGAUGGCGCCGAGCCAGGACCACCGUACACCACGGACACCCAUUUGGUGUACAACUCCGGCAAGAUGGCCAUUCUGGACAAGCUGCUGCCCAAGUUACAGGAGCAGGGGUCGCGUGUGCUGAUAUUCUCGCAGAUGACGAGAAUGCUGGACAUCCUGGAGGAUUACUGCCAUUGGCGCAACUACAACUACUGUCGGCUGGACGGCCAAACGCCACACGAAGACCGUAACCGGCAGAUCCAGGAGUUCAACAUGGACAACAGCGCCAAGUUCCUCUUCAUGUUGUCCACUCGAGCAGGCGGUUUGGGUAUCAACUUGGCCACCGCUGAUGUGGUCAUCAUCUACGACUCGGACUGGAAUCCCCAAAUGGAUUUGCAGGCUAUGGAUCGUGCUCAUCGCAUUGGUCAAAAGAAGCAAGUACGAGUUUUCCGCCUGAUCACCGAAAGCACCGUGGAGGAGAAGAUCGUGGAGAGGGCCGAGGUGAAGCUGCGCCUCGACAAGAUGGUCAUUCAGGGCGGUCGAUUGGUCGACAACCGCUCUCAGUUGAACAAGGAUGAAAUGCUUAACAUUAUCCGUUUCGGAGCUAACCAAGUUUUCAGUUCGAAGGAGACCGACAUUACAGACGAGGACAUAGACGUGAUCCUGGAGCGUGGUGAGGCCAAGACGGCCGAACAGAAUGCAACGCUGGACAGUCUGGGCGAGAGUUCGCUGCGCACCUUCACAAUGGACACAAACGGCGAGGCAGGCACUUCCUCCGUCUACCAAUUCGAGGGCGAGGACUGGCGCGAGAAGCAGAAACUCAAUGCCCUGGGUAACUGGAUAGAACCGCCGAAGCGUGAGCGCAAGGCCAACUAUGCCGUAGAUGCCUAUUUUCGAGAGGCGCUUCGCGUUUCCGAGCCCAAGGCGCCGAAGGCUCCCCGCCCACCCAAGCAGCCCAUCGUCCAGGACUUCCAGUUCUUCCCGCCCCGUCUUUUUGAGCUGCUCGACCAGGAGAUCUACUACUUCCGAAAGACCGUCGGCUACAAGGUGCCCAAGAACACGGAGUUGGGAUCGGAGGCAACCAAGGUACAGCGUGAGGAGCAACGCAAGAUCGAUGAAGCGGAGCCGCUCAGCGAGGAUGAGAUCCAGGAGAAGGAGAACCUGCUCUCGCAAGGCUUCACUGCCUGGACCAAGCGCGACUUCAAUCAGUUCAUCAAGGCCAACGAGAAGUACGGUCGGGAUGACAUCGACAACAUUGCAAAGGACGUGGAGGGCAAGACACCGGAGGAGGUUAUCGAGUACAAUGCUGUGUUCUGGGAGCGUUGCACUGAGUUGCAGGAUAUUGAGCGAAUUAUGGGACAGAUUGAGCGUGGAGAGGGCAAGAUUCAACGGCGACUUUCAAUUAAGAAGGCUUUGGACCAAAAGAUGUCGCGUUAUCGCGCUCCCUUCCAUCAGUUGCGCUUGCAAUAUGGCAAUAAUAAGGGCAAGAAUUACACAGAAAUCGAAGAUCGUUUUCUGGUUUGCAUGCUGCACAAGUUGGGCUUUGACAAGGAGAAUGUCUACGAGGAGCUGAGAGCGGCCAUAAGAGCUUCUCCCCAGUUCCGUUUCGACUGGUUCAUCAAGUCUCGAACAGCUCUGGAGCUGCAGCGUCGUUGCAACACAUUGAUCACUCUCAUCGAGCGUGAGAACAUCGAACUGGAGGAGAAGGAGCGCGCCGAGAAGAAGAAAAAGGCACCCAAGGGCAGCGGAUCCGCGGGCAGUGGAAGUGCCAGCUCCAAUACUCCAGCGCCCGCACCGCAACCGAAGGCCAAUCAAAAGCGGAAGAGCGAGGUGGUGGCCACCAGUUCCAACUCGAAGAAGAAGAAGAAGUAGAGAGGCAACCAUUGACAUGAGAUUCGGCUCCGCACUCAGCAUUAGGCAGUUAAAUAGUUAAGACAAGCGAUUACUUAAACAUAUUUCACUCGACAUAGAUACCUAGUUAAUAGUUCACAUCGGAAGCGUUUGGCCCCUAUCAUCCCUCAGAAUAACUUUCAAACACACACCCCCGCCUACACAUCCACUUAUCUUAUUAUUGCGUGCCGCUGUAUUCUAUU
Drosophila gunungcola (fruit fly) is the source of this 3500-nucleotide messenger RNA. RefSeq names its product chromatin-remodeling complex ATPase chain Iswi (gene Iswi). The coding region runs from base 205 to 3279 and encodes 1024 amino acids. Gene Ontology annotation, biological process: nucleosome organization; regulation of transcription by RNA polymerase II. Gene Ontology annotation, molecular function: DNA binding; nucleosome binding; ATP-dependent chromatin remodeler activity. The record is from RefSeq and is a predicted model, not a curated record. Gene Ontology annotation, cellular component: chromatin; nucleus. NCBI's taxonomy places the organism in Eukaryota, Metazoa, Arthropoda, Insecta, Diptera, Drosophilidae. The transcript has 7 exons.